AAAGAUCAUAACGAGUUUUUAAAAUGCUUUUGCAUAUGCUGUAUGAAAAAAAGUAAUGAUUUAAGAUGCAUUCAAACCAAAUGCAAUAAACCAGGUCCAAAACAAGCAAAAAAUUAUUAAAAUUUUAUCAAGAGAUUUUUUUGGGAAAACUACUCUGUUGAAAACCCGGAUCUGCCUAAAAUGUUAUGUUCUAAUUGCAGAAAAAAUCUAGUGAGUUUAGAAAAAACAGAUUCAAAAAGAUUUUUAUUCAAGGCUCGACCUAAGUACGAAGGUCUUAAUACUAGAGUUAUUCGAGGUGGGAAAUGUGAGUGUUUUAUUUGUGUUAAUGGGCGUAAAAAUGGUACUGAAACAGCAACUCUUCCACCAAUGGUAUCUUGUGAAACUAAUGCAGAUAUUGAUCAAAGUCACAGUAAUUUGAAUUUUUCGACUACCAAUGAAAAUCUUGUUCUUUGCAGAAGUUGUUUUCAACAAAUUGGAAAAGGUAUUAAACAUCCUUGCACAAAGUUAGCUAAGCAAAGGAAUUUGAUGCAUAUUGUACAAUCAACCUUACCUGUUACUAAAGAAAAGGUUUUAUCCACCACAAUCAACAAUUUAGUAACCCAUGAUGCAAAAAUAACAUUGAACACCUUAGGCCCUAAGAAGCUUGUUGUUUCUAUUGGAGUAGUUGAACCGAAAACACCGUACUUUUCACAUUCAAAACUGAAACAACUACAGAGCAAACUUCAUACAAGUGACAAUAAGAUGUUAGAAAUUGCCCGAUUUAUACGAGUGAAUGGAGGAAGAAAAUCUGUUGAGCCUUGUUAUUCUGAAAAGUUAACCGAAGAAAACAAAAAUCUAUUGUUUUUGUUUGAUGCUGAGCUUAUGCUGAUCCAGUCAAAACAGAAUACUGGAGAUAAUAAAAAAGUGUGUAUUGAAAGAACUAUUCCUGGUGUAAUUUGCAAUAAUGUUGAUGAGUUUGUUGCAACAGUUUUGCGACGUAGAUCUCUUGAACCAGAGAAUGUUGAUGUUAAGAUUGGGGUAGAUGGAGGGCAAGGCUAUCUUAAGGCUACUUUAUCAAUCACAUUAAAGCCAGAGCUUGAAGUACAUUCAAUUGAAAAGAAAAGAGUGAAAUAUUCUGAUGAGUAUGGAUUUAAAGAAUUCAAGUAUACUAGUGUUCACAAAGCUUUAGUUUUGGCGGUAUUACCCUCUAUUGAUGAAAAUUAUGCAAACAUAAAAAUGUUGUUGGAUAAAUUAAAACUUAAUUCUCUGGAUUACUCUAUUUCAGAAGAUCUAAAGGUUCUUCUUCUGAUGGUUGGAAAGCAGUCAGCAGCUUCGAAGCAUCCUUGCCCAUUUUGUGAAACAGAAUCGCCAAAUAUGCUGAGAGCUAAGUCAUAUUCUCUAACUUCUCUGUGUGAGUGGUGUAACAAAUGGAUGGCUGCAGGAGGAAACAUUGCAAAAGCUAAAAAUUUAAGUAACGUAGUUAAUCCUCCUUUAUUGACUGGAAAUGUAACAAAGAAGAUCUUAGAAAUUGUUAAUAUACCAGGCUUACAUAUUUUGCUAGGCAUAGUAGACAAGUUACUCAAAAUAAUUGAAAAAAACUUGUUUGAGGACACUAAUCAAGGAUUUAAUUUUGUAAAUAGUUAUCUAUCUACAAUUAAUCUUGCCAGAGUACCUUAUCAAGGUAAACACAGGUUAGAAGGAAAUGCAUCCAACAAGUUUUUAAAAAAACUUGAUUGCUUUCAAAUAUAUCUGGAUGAGCACAAUAUUAUUGGUGGCAAAUAUAUGAAAGCUUUGAGAGACUUUAGCGAUGUUGUUCACGAGUGUUUUGGGAAAAUAUUAAAUCCAAACUACUCUAAUUAUAUUAAAAGAUUUUCACAAAGAUUCAGAGAUCUUGGUUCAAACAUUCCUCUUAAAGUUCAUAUAGUGGAGCAUCAUGUUGAAGAGUUUAUUGUUAUGAAAGGAGGAAAGUUUGGUUUAGGGUAUUGGACUGAGCAAGCAUUGGAAUCAGUCCAUCAAGACUUCAAACAGUUUUGGGAAAUACGAAAGGUAGGACAAUACAACGCCAAUUUUAAAGAAGUCUUGCGAAGAGCUGUCUGUGUGUACAACACAAUCCAUUUAUAGUUAA
Messenger RNA from Hydra vulgaris (swiftwater hydra), 2104 nucleotides. RefSeq lists its product as uncharacterized. NCBI's taxonomy places the organism in Eukaryota, Metazoa, Cnidaria, Hydrozoa, Anthoathecata, Hydridae. The record is from RefSeq and is a predicted model, not a curated record.